GUUUUGUGAGUGUUAGACGUAGACGUAAUAUUAUUUGGACUUUUAUUUUUUUUUAAAAGCCCAUUAUUGCACUGACACAUUGCGCUCUAUUUAUGACGUCAUCACAGUCGAAGUUCAAUAUGGCGUCGUUGGUGUUUUGGCAAGGUGACUGACAAUUGUUUGGAGAAAAUGACAAAAGAAGAAGAAAGUGAAGGCAGUGACAGUGACCCUGGCCUCCACCUGGCCCUGAAGAAACUCAAGGUGGACCCAAACUGGGAUGAGUCCAAAGUGCUGGAGGGCACUGUCUCCUUCAAGCUGCGAGACUUAUGGGCAGGGGAGACCGAGAGCAGAGCUGACCAUGAAGUGUCCCCCAAGCGCAUGAAGCAUCAGAGGUUGAGUCCAGAGAAGACGCGAGUUGACCCCUACCCUGUGGACUGUGUCACAUCACUGCAGAAACUUUGUCUCAGCAAGGAAAAAUGUACAAAGAAAUUCUGCACUUGUGUGAUCAAUAAGAACAGUCCUUCAACUUCUGGCUCACCACGACACAAGCAAAAUCUAGCCCAUGUCGCUGUUCAACAGAGGAAGCUUAUUCGUGAGGCACGUUUUAAGCUGCACAACGCACAGAAAGAUAAGCGUCAAGUGAUCCGCGCGGCCCGGCUCCAGCUGAGCCAGAAGACUGUUGUCUCAUCACCAACAUGUGAAAACAGCCCUAAGAAAAUACCUCCCAAAUGCAUUAGAGUUUCUUGUGCUUCAUCAAAGGUGUUCGGAUCAAAUGCAUCUCAAGGUCUUGCUAACUUUUCUAGUCUUUCAGCUAACCCUGCAAGUAAACCUGGGGAUGCCACGAGUUCCCGAUUCGAGUUCAACGGAUAUCGAGAGCUGCAGAUGUCCUCAACACCUGGUCUGGAAUUCCCACCUGCCACCAAGCGUUGUGUAGAUUCUGUGGCCAGUGCUGUGUCAGACACCAGGGCCUCCCGUCCCCCCCCGCAGCCCGACCGGGACACGGCGACCAGGGACACCACGGGCGAGGUACCUGCUGCCAAGAGUUGCUCCCAGGAAGCACUGCUCGAUGAUUUGAGCGUCAACGAACUUGCCGGAUACUUCGAAGAUUUUGUACACAUCCCAAAGAAAAUGUCUACCAUGGCUGAAAUGAUGUACACGUGACUUACUCCAACUCAUUGUUGAGAUUACGUUAUGAAGUCAACGUGCAUGUAUACAUAUUCUAUUUGAUUUAACACUAAUAAGGGAACUAAAUGAAAUCAUAUUAUAUAGGCAACUUGGUACUUCAAAUCAAUGCUAAAAUCAUAAAACUUACAAGAUCAGCUAAAGAUGAAGUAAAUUUGAAUGAUUAAUUUAGAUGCUAUUUGGAUGAAGUAAGCUUGAUACAUUUCCAAAACAUAUGCAACACGUGUUUUGGUUGUAUAUAUUUCAUUAUGUAAAAUGGCUUUUCAAAUGUAUGUAUGUCAUCUCUUUGAUUUCAUUAUAAGAAGUAAGAGUAACUUGAAUAUGUUAAAAAUCUAUUACAAUUUUCUCUCAGGAACACUUUGUACAAUUUAAUUUCAAUGAUGUUAAACAUGCAGGAAUCCCAACCUUGUUGACAAUGUGUGCUGUUGUAGCAUAGGAGGUUCCAUUAUGCACAUGUAUGAUAUAUUCAAAGGGCAUUGUUACGCUGUGGUUCUGUUUCAGUUUGCAGUAUUUAUUAAUAUUUAUCCUCUUUUCAUUUCCAGUAAUCUUGCAACUCUGUAUUACUGUAGACAUGUAGUGUGCCCUGCUAUAUAUGGGGACUUCUGUAACAGGGUCACCAGGUGCUGGAGAAUCACGCUCAAGAGUCACUCACUCACUCACUCACUCACUCACACACACUCUCACACACACUAUUGUGCUGAUACAUCCCUGUUGGGAGUAUUGCCUAUGACACAUCCCAUAAGUCAUCAGAUCUUGCAGUGAUACAUGAAUUACUUAGGAUUUUUCCAACUCUCUGCUUUUGAAGCAAUAACCUUGAUAACUGUACUUUUGAUAUAUACACUGUACAUGUAUUCCACCCAUUGUUUGGAAUUAUGAAUUUUAUUCAAACUUUUGUCAUCACGUCAAAUAUUGUUUUAGUAGUGUCUUCACUGACAUAUGCUGCCUUUGAUGUGCUUGUCAUAAUACAUCAAGCAGAUCGACAGGCAAUCAAUCAGUUUGCAUCUCGAUCAGUAGAAUGUGAGUGUAAGUUAUGGCCCAUCCUUUGUGAUGGCGGCACAGCAUGUUCUUCUUCUCAACAUAGUCCUGGAAAUCUCCCGAUGUGGACGUCACGUACGUUCAAUAAGGUAAAGUUUCAGGAUCAUAGAUAAUCCUGUCAAUUUAACUUGCUUCGAAAACAUCACCAGCAUGAAAGAGCAGGAAAGACUGUCCUUUCCUCAAUGUAAUUUAGUACUGCAGUCAUUAUGAGUGUCGGUUGUGUCACUGCUGACCGGUGCGCUGACCGGCACCCACGUCCAGCACUUGUCUUUCCUCCCUGCAACAUCUGUAAGAAGCUCAAGCACACGUAGUUGUAGUUGUGUUGAUAAUUAGGAUCCAACUUGUUUCAUUUCAAAUUUGUCUCAUUCGGUAUGCUGGUUCAGUUUAUUAAAUGCUUUUCAGUUUUGUAACUUCAGUUCAAUUAUCAAUAUAUUUAUAUUGUAAAUAGUUCAUAAAUAUUCAGUUAUUAUUUGUUUCCUUUUUGUGUGAAUUAAACAGUUUAUAUGACAUUA
Molecule: messenger RNA, 2708 nt
Organism: Haliotis rufescens (red abalone)
Lineage: Eukaryota; Metazoa; Mollusca; Gastropoda; Lepetellida; Haliotidae
Exons: 4
Coding region: 169-1140 (323 amino acids)
Biological process (GO): cellular response to hydrogen peroxide
Source: RefSeq, a predicted model, not a curated record